AUGGAAGGAAACGUUGAGGACACUUUAAAGAAGGCGGCGGCGGCGUCCGCUGGUGCCCUGCUAACGUCACUUUUUGUAACACCGCUUGAUGUGGCGAAAGUGCGCAUUCAAUCACAGCUUCAGUUACCGCUUUCCAAACCAUUGAGCGAGUUGCGGAUCGUACACUCGGGCAUUAGCACGUUCGUGGCCACUGCCGUUGAGCAAUGUCGUUGUCGAAAUCGAUGCGCGUGCAAUCGAUCGAUCACGCGUCCUGUUGAGAAGCUUCAGACUUCACGACGUGGGUGCAACGCACUUUCAUCCAUGCGUUCGUCCUGUUCGCGGGCUGUAACUUUUCCACAGUUUCAAGGCACGUCACAUGCAUUGCGUCACGUGUUUCAGACAGAAGGGCUUCGAGGACUUUAUACGGGUUUGUCUCCUGCAAUGGUAGUUGCUGUACCAUCCACGGUGUUAUACUAUAUAUCGUAUGACGUGCUACUUCAUGAAGGGCGUCAACGAUUUCCCAAAUUGGAAGGUUUCGUGCCUUUGAUGGCUGGAACGGCGGCAAGGGUUGUCGCGGCGUCUAUUACAUCACCUAUGGAACUGAUUCGCACGAGGAUGCAAAGUGCAAGCGCUGGAUGUACUAUUUCGGCUGCAUUAAAACAAGCGGUGCGAUCUGGAGGCUACAUGUCGUUGCUGAAUGGACUCGGAGCCACAUUGGCAAGGGAUGUACCAUUUUCUGCCAUCUACUGGACUUCUUACGAGAAUCUCCAGCGAAAGUUAAGUACGGUGGACAACGUGUUGUCGAGAUCGCAGAAGGCUUUUGUAUGUGGAGCUGUGUCAGGGAGUCUUGCUGCAACCGUCACGACCCCAUUUGAUGUGGUGAAGACAUUGCAGCAGGUGUCAAUGACAACUAAAGGGCCCAAGCAAUCCGGGAUCAUGAUUCUUAAGAAGGUGAUAGAUGGAAAGGGAGUGAGCGCAGCGUUCACAGGAUUGAGUGCACGUCUGGCACGCGUAGCUCCAUCUUGCGCUAUCAUGAUCUCGUGCUACGAAUUCGGCAAGGAAAAACUUAAUAUUGAUUGA
Molecule: messenger RNA, 1059 nt
Organism: Plasmopara halstedii
Lineage: Eukaryota; Oomycota; Peronosporomycetes; Peronosporales; Peronosporaceae
Product: mitochondrial carrier family
Exons: 1
Coding region: 1-1059 (352 amino acids)
Biological process (GO): mitochondrial transmembrane transport
Source: RefSeq, a predicted model, not a curated record